AUGGCUGGCAAGGACCUUGAAGAACUGGGUUCCCUUAGGAAGAGAAAGCGCAGGACUCAGAAUAAAAAAAAGCUUCUUGUUGGUGACAAAGUUGAGGUGAGGAGUCUAGAAGAUGGGUUUCAGGGGUCGUGGCACCCUGGGAUUGUUACUGCAUGCAAGAAGCAAGGUUGUCGUCAAGUUCAAUACGACCAUAUUCUAUCUGAUGACGGGUCUGAUAAUCUGGUUGAUGUUGUGUCUGUUUCACCCAUUCUGGAUGGUAUUGGCUCAUUCACUCGGGACUGGAGUAACUAUCGUGGGUGUAUAAGGCCAACACCCCCUCGCAUCCAGCCAGGGGAAUGGGACCUUCCCUAUGGACUCUGUGUGGAUGUGUAUCAUCUAGAGGCUUGGUGGGAAGGUGUUAUCUUUGAUCAUGAAGAUGGUUCAGAGGAGAGAAGGAUCUUCUUCCCGGAUUUGGGUGAUGAACUAAAGGCUCAGAUUGACACUUCGCGAAUUACUCAUGACUGGGAUGAGGUUACAGAAAAUUGGAAGCGGCGUGGAACUUGGAUAUUUCUUGAGUUGCUUGAGCACUAUAAUCAGGAGAGGUAUAUUUCCGUUUCCGUGAAGCAAAUUUGGUAUGACGUGCGUGAAAAAGAACCCUUCGAGUGGACUUCUUUAAUGAGACAUGUGUGGGAAGAGUUGGUUUUGGAGGUCAUUAAUGAUAACAUAAGCAUCACAGUUGAUGAACUAUUUGGGGCAUUAGACAAGUCAGGAUUCUUUUCACAAGAAACCCCCGUAGAAUUGGAGUCAGCUGUUUUUGUUUCUGAUGCUAAUAUGAAUCCUAAAGAAAAUAUGGCAGACUCUUUGGCUAUUGUACCUGUUGAUGAGUUGCUGAAUAGUGAUUUGGUAGUUGAUCGUGAAGAUGCUGUGAAUAAGGUAUUGAACUGCAGUGCUGAGAUUAUUAAUGAACGGCAUCUAAAUGGAGGUUUGUCUAUCAAUCCAGACUCUGCCUGCACGGAGCAGGUUCAAGAGAAAUCUUAUAGGGAUCAAUUGAUUUCUGUGGUAGGAGAUGAAGGACCAAAUAUGAAUAGUUUGGAGUACUCCGAUAUAUCCUUCCAAAAUAAAGGGGUGUGUGUUCUACCUCAGGUUUUGUUGGUGUUUCCUCCUAAUCUUGAUGGAAAUUCUUGCACCAAUUCUGUUAUCAGCAAUGAUGGAAUUUGUAGUACUAAUUACAGAGGCAGAAGUACCCUAGAUUGGCAACCUUUGGACACUCCAGCUGAGUGUUGCCCUGAUGCUGUUGAUGAAUAUGCAGAUUUUUUUAAGGGAAUGUCUUCGAAAUUCUCAACAACAGUUGUUAAGCAGCAUAUUUCAUACUUGGGCUGGAAAAUACAUAGUGCAAUGGAUAAGGGCAGGCCCAGACUACGAUACUUGUCUCCUGCUGGAGAAUACGAGUACUCUCUUCGUCAAGUGUGUAAGAAGUUGAAGAAACACAAGAAAGAUACACUUUUUUCAAUCUCUCAAGAUGCACAUCAGGAUUUGCAUGGUUCAGCAGAAGAGUCUCUUCUCAUUGAACAGCCACAAGAGAUUCCACAUCCUAAUUAUUAUCCUCAGAAAGUAGAGUCUCCUUGCUUCAAGGUAUUUAUUUUCAAACCUGAAUAUUGCCCUGAAGCAGUUGUGGAAUAUUAUAUGCAUGCAGCAGGCAAGACAAUCAAGAAGGAACUACGAAAAAUGAUUUCAAAAGCAAAAAGGCACCUCUCAGCUGUGGGGUGGGUGUUUGUGUACUUGAAUGCAAAGUCAAGGAACUUGCACUACAGGUCACCCAGCGGAGUACUGUAUCGUACACUUCAAAGUGCAUGCAAAAGUUGUAUGGAUGAAGGAGUUUCUGAAAAAAGACCUGCUGAAUGCAUGUAUGUUGUUGAGGAAGAUGAGGGCCAGUUGACUAGAAAUAAAUUAUGUUCUGCAGCAAGUAAUUUGGAUUUUCAGGAAGGCUUAGUACCAUUAAAGACUCUGUCCAAAAAGUGGUCUAGAGAUUCUGGUAUCAUUUUACAGUCGAGUAAGCUUGGUAAUGUGAAAGUUCAAGGUCGUAGAAAACGCCGAAGGAAGAGAAAUGAUACUUUAUCAGAUCUUGCACCUGACUUACUUCAAAGACAGCCUUACUUACAUGGUAGAACAGAUGGAUCAACAAAGGAUCAAUGUACCAGCCCUCCAAAGUUGAAAAGGAGGAAGGUAUCUGAAGCUUUGAAUCGGUUAAAAAAUGGUCUGGAUGGUAGUCCCCCAACUCGUGUGCUUAGGUCAAGCAAAUGGGUGCAGGAAGCGGUUACAUCAACUUCCUCGCACAACAAUCCUCGUACUGUCUUAUCUUGGUUGAUAGACAAUAAUGUGGUUUUACCAAGGGCAAAAGUACAUUAUCGUAGCACAAAGGAUAGUCAUCCAAUGAAAGAAGGGAGGAUAACUCGUGAGGGGAUCAGGUGCAGCUGUUGUCAAGAGGUGUAUACUCUUAGUUGCUUUGGGAAUCAUGCUGGCAGCAGUUACUGCAGUCCUUCUCCAAAUAUUUUUCUGGAAGAUGGUAGGUCUCUCUUAGAUUGCCAGAUGCAAAUUAUGCAUGAUAGAAGGAAGAGGAGCUUGCAAAAAGAACCACGUGAUAGGAUAAAGGGCAAUCGGCGCCGAGGCGAAAAUGAUUACAUUUGUACUGUGUGUCACUAUGGUGGUGACCUAAUUUUAUGUGAUCAAUGCCCAUCAUCAUUUCACAAAAGUUGCCUUGGCUUGAAGUAUGUUCCAGAUGGUGACUGGUUCUGUGCAUCUUGCUGUUGUGGAAUUUGUGGCCAAACCAACUUCGAAGAAGAUAAAGAGCCUAUUAUGGAUGAUAGUAGUGUUCUCACAUGUGGUCAAUGCGAGCAUAAAUAUCACAAAGGGUGCCUGAGGAAAAGGGGUGCAGAUAAGUUGGAAAGCGAUCCAAAAGGAAAUUGGUUUUGCACCAGAAAUUGUAAAAAGAUAUUUUUAGGCCUCCACGAGCUUCUAGGGAAACAGAUUCCAGUGGGAGAUAACAAUCUAUCUUGGUCACUAGUCAAGUCCAGUAAGUCUGAUAUUCAUGAUACUGAUGAACCUGAUAUUGAUGCCAUUGAGAGUUACAGCCGACUCAAUGUUGCUCUUGAUGUGAUGCACGAGUGUUUUGUGCCUGUUAAGGAACCUCUUACCAGGAGAGAUCUUGUAGAAGAUAUCAUCUUCACUAGAGGGUCAGAUCUUAACCGUCUGAACUUCCGAGGGUUCUAUACUGUGCUUUUGGAGAGAAAUGACGAACUAAUCACUGUGGCUACUGUAAGGAUCUUUGGAGGCAAGGUGGCUGAAGUACCUCUUGUUGCUACCAGAUUUCAAUAUCGUCGACUUGGAAUGUGUCGUAUACUAAUGGAUGAACUUGAAAAGAUGCUUGUGCAGUUAGGCGUGGAGAGAUUGGUUUUGCCAGCUGUCCCCAGUGUACUAAACACAUGGACAACUUCAUUUGGGUUCUCUACGAUGACAGCUUCUGAGAGGCUACAGUUUCUGGAUUAUACUUUCUUGGACUUUCAGGGUACCAUUAUGUGUCAGAAACAGUUAAUGAAAAACCCUCCAACUGAGGCAGUCCCUUUAGAAGGAACCCAGCUUGAUCUUUGUUUAGAUACCUAUGAAAGUCAUGAUAAUAUCGAUGUUGAUAGGUCCAGUGCUGUCUCUGAAGUGUAUCAAGCAGAACAAUUUGAGGAUAGCGGAAUUGUGCACCAAGGAGUGGACAAUGCUGCAGGCAAGAAAAGUAGACCAUGCUUCAGUGAGAGCAGUCCAGAGUUUUCCUCCAUGGAAAAUGCCAUUAAAAAGAGGGCAUGUGAUGGCUGCUACAAGCAGUACAAGCGAAGGAGGAUAUCCGCCAACGGAAGCUGA
This is a messenger RNA of Prunus armeniaca (apricot), 3882 nucleotides long. NCBI's taxonomy places the organism in Eukaryota, Viridiplantae, Streptophyta, Magnoliopsida, Rosales, Rosaceae. The record is from the annotation of a GenBank genome assembly.